Arabis nemorensis is the source of this 327-nucleotide messenger RNA. The record is from the annotation of a GenBank genome assembly. Lineage: Eukaryota; Viridiplantae; Streptophyta; Magnoliopsida; Brassicales; Brassicaceae.
AUGUUUUACGCUCUGAGAUCCGUUGUUCCCAACAUUUCCAGGAUGGACAGAGCGUCAAUUUUGGGAGACACGGUUUCUUACAUAAUCGAGCUUCAAACCAAGCUCAAGGUCAUGGAAGCAGAGAGAGAGCAGUUAGGGUAUAGCUCAACUCCAUCGAUCAGCUUAGAACCCGAGAGAAAUUUUCAAACCUCAGGUGAUAACAGGAAUCUUAUGAGGCUUCGAUUAGAAUGUAUAUUGUCUCGGCUGAAUUGUCCUCAAUCUCCAGCCCCACAUAUUGUUGGACUCUGGGGUAUGGCUGGCAUAGGGAAGACUACCAUCACAAGAUAA